AUGGAGAACGCCAAACUGUUUGCUGAGACCCACCGCAAGGAGUUGAACCCCGAGGUAAUCCUGCAGUCCGCCUUCGACAAGGUGCUGAACGACAAGGAGGUGGAGGCGGGCAGCGCGACGGCGUGUGUGGCGACGCUGCGCAAGGGGGACACGGGAGACCACGUCCUCGACGUCGCCAACGUCGGCGACAGCGGCCUCCUCGUGGUGCGCAACCGCCAGGUGCUGCACCGCGUGCACGAAAAGGUGCACGGCUUUAACGCCCCGUUCCAGCUGGCGGUUGUGCCUCCCCACCUUCGCGGCCGCGCCUUCUCAGACAAAGUCAGCGACGCCAUACGCGAGAAGGUGGGGGUGCAGAAGGGCGACGUCGUCAUCGCCGCCACGGACGGCUUCUUCGACAACCAGUUCAACGCCACCAUCGCCUCCGACGCCGGCUGGAUCGGGAAGGUGGAGGGGAGCGCGCUCGAUCGGGUGCCGCUCGUUGGCUUCGUCUUGAGCGCCGUCUUCGCGGAUGAGAAGGUCGCCUACAUUGACCCGCAGCGCGUGGCGCAGCGACUCGUGCAGAGCGCCUACAAGGUCUCGCUGGACCACGAGGCCCACACCCCGUGGGCCUCGAUGCUGCGCAAGUUCGGCGCAGAGGACGCAAAGGGAGGUAAGACGGACGACAUCACCGUCGUCUUGAGUCGCGUCACAACGCGCGAUGAGCUCAGCACCAGCAACAUGUGGUAG
This is a messenger RNA of Trypanosoma conorhini, 726 nucleotides long. RefSeq names its product protein phosphatase 2C. Bases 1 to 726 code for a protein of 241 amino acids. The record is from RefSeq and is a predicted model, not a curated record. Lineage: Eukaryota; Euglenozoa; Kinetoplastea; Trypanosomatida; Trypanosomatidae. The transcript has a single exon.